This is a messenger RNA of Carassius auratus (goldfish), 4633 nucleotides long. RefSeq names its product retinoic acid receptor gamma-A-like. The record is from RefSeq and is a predicted model, not a curated record. Gene Ontology annotation, biological process: cellular response to corticotropin-releasing hormone stimulus; regulation of transcription by RNA polymerase II; retinoic acid receptor signaling pathway. The transcript is spliced from 8 exons. Bases 429 to 1892 code for a protein of 487 amino acids. Lineage: Eukaryota; Metazoa; Chordata; Actinopteri; Cypriniformes; Cyprinidae. Gene Ontology annotation, molecular function: nuclear receptor activity; zinc ion binding; RNA polymerase II cis-regulatory region sequence-specific DNA binding. Gene Ontology annotation, cellular component: nucleus; transcription regulator complex.
UCCUCUCCCUCUUUCCUUCUGUUGUGGGCUGAGCUAGCUGUGGCGAGGGAAGCAGCACAGGUUGUGGAGUUACAGUAUGCUAGACACUUAAGAGUCUUGACAGUCAGGCUGAGUUUGACAAAGCUUGAAAACUCAGCAGACACCAGAGAAAAAGAGGCACAGGGUGAUGGUCAGCUUGGAGACGCACAGGAGCUGUUUGAAUCAACCAAUAACUGCUACAGAAAAGUUUGAGAUACUAAGAGUUGGUUACAGCAACAGCUACACCUUAAACAGGAGUCCUUGAGACUUUUUGUUGCGAUCGAUUGCUUUGGGAAGAGUGCUGGAUUGACUGGAAAACUCCAUACUCCAUACAUCAUCUACAGUGCUGCUUGAGACACAGUACAGAACAUCUGGAACAGAGUUUGAGUUUUUGGCAAAGACUGGACAUCAUGUUUGACUGUGUGGAGGCUCUUGGGGUAAGGGCCAGACCCCUCUUUGACGUAUCCGCUCAGAGUUCAUGCAUGCUCAGGAAAGCAAGCUCCUUCUUCCCUGGGCUAGAACCUUUCUCAUGGACCAACAACACUAGACUGCAGUCGGUGGAGACCCAGAGCACAAGCUCAGAGGAGAUGGUUCCCAGUUCUCCUUCUCCACCCCCUCCUCCUCGUGUCUAUAAACCCUGCUUUGUGUGCCAGGACAAAUCUUCUGGCUACCAUUAUGGGGUCAGCUCUUGUGAAGGCUGCAAGGGAUUUUUCCGUCGCAGUAUCCAGAAGAACAUGGUGUACACCUGCCACAGAGACAAAAACUGCCAGAUCAGCAAGGUGACACGAAAUCGCUGUCAGUACUGCCGGCUGCAGAAGUGCUUUGAGGUUGGCAUGUCUAAGGAAGCGGUCCGAAAUGACAGGAAUAAGAAAAAGAAGGACAUAAAAGAAGAGGUGGUUCUUCCGGAAAGCUAUGAGCUGAGUGGAGAACUGGAAGAACUUGUUAAUAAAGUCAGCAAAGCACACAGGGAAACCUUCCCUUCACUCUGUCAGCUCGGGAAAUACACAACUAAUUCCAGUGCGGAUCAUAGGGUUCAGCUGGAUCUUGGGCUGUGGGAUAAGUUCAGUGAGCUCUCCACAAAGUGCAUUAUAAAGAUUGUGGAGUUUGCUAAACGUCUGCCAGGUUUUACUUCACUCACCAUUGCAGACCAGAUCACCUUACUGAAAUCUGCCUGCCUUGAUAUACUGAUGUUACGGAUUUGUACUCGCUACACACCAGAACAGGACACUAUGACCUUCUCGGAUGGACUGACCCUCAACAGAACACAGAUGCACAACGCUGGCUUCGGUCCACUCACAGACCUGGUGUUUGCUUUCGCCGGGCAGCUCCUGCCUCUGGAGAUGGACGACACAGAGACAGGGCUCCUUAGCGCCAUCUGCCUCAUCUGCGGAGACCGCAUGGACCUGGAGGAACCUCAUCGGGUGGACCAGCUACAGGAGCCUCUGCUAGAGGCGUUAAAGAUCUACGCUCGCCGCCGACGCCCCAACAAACCUCACAUGUUCCCACGAAUGUUGAUGAAGGUCACUGACCUCAGAGGCAUCAGCACCAAAGGAGCGGAGCGAGCCAUCACUUUAAAGAUGGAGAUCCCAGGCCCCAUGCCGCCUCUGAUCAGAGAGAUGCUGGAGAACCCUGAGAUCUUUGAAGAGAAAUCUGACUCUAAAGAUGCUGUUUCGGCCCCCCUGCCACCUCCCGCCAUCCAGGCCAUCAAACAAGAGAGGGAUGAGGAAUCUGCUCUGGAGGAUGAAGAAGAUGAGGAUGAUGAGUGUGUGGAGGAGGGACGGGACCAAGCAGGGGACAGUGAGGAUGAGGAAUGGGGACUCCUGCAAGUGGACAUGGGCGGAGCUAGAACGAGUGCGGCAGGAAGAGCACAGUGACCGCUGGACAUACAGACAACAGCCACAAACAUUUGAUAUCAGACACCUGAUCAGUUGCUACGAACAGAUUCAUUCAGUCAAACAAACAACAUUUACUUUCUUCAUAAUGACUCAAAAAUAUAACCUUCAUAUGACAAAAAAUAAAACAAAGGUUUCCCUCAACUAUCCAAAAGCAGAAGAGAAGAAAUGGAUCAUUAAAAGAGAAAACCUCAAGAACGUGCCAGCACUGUUACUUCAGACGGUGUGACUAACUGAACAGAGGGAAGAGAGAGUGCAAGACCAGAGAAUGAUACACCAUCGUGCCAUAUCUGGAAGUUACUUGUUGUAAGCAUUUUUUGUACUUUAUUUGGAGAUGCCAAAUAUUUGAGAAUGCAUCCCAAAGCCUUGUUGUGUAAGGGAAAUAUUUUUCAUGACUGUAUAUGGAUGCACAUGCAGAAUUGAUCAAUGAUGAAAAAAAGGCAAACAACCACAUACAUGACAGUGGUCUAAAAACUGUUUCAAAAUGUACAUUUUUCUGUAUAAUGUAACUUGAUGUUUCAUUGUCUCAGUUAUAUUUCAUUUUGUAUAUUUUCAGCAACUCUUUGUUUCUUUCAGUAUGUUUUAUGUGUUAUAGACAUAUUCCAAAUUCACAGCCAUACAGCUCUGCGUCUGAAAUUGACACUUACACCAGCAUUAGGGUGUUGGGCAUUAGAAGACUGUAAAAUUACAUUUUUAGAUUGACAAAAGAGUAAAUUAAAUUAUUACAAACCAAACAUUUCACUCAGGGCAAAUCAAGGACCAACGGUUGAUCUUCUAGUCUCAUAGAUUAGAAUGUGCAUGCACUAUUCACAUAUAUUUUAUCUUCAGCUAUGCUAUAUCGUUAAGCAAAAAGUAACAUUAAAAGCUGAAAUGUAACAUUUUACUCUGGGAUCUAGAAGAGUUGCAUGAUUAGGUAUUAAAAGCAAUAACAUGAUGAUAUGUUAAACAAAGAAAGAGAGUCAAAUAUGAGCUGAGCAUCUCAGCAACUAUGAGUGUGCACAAGCUGUUCCUGUCAGUUUCGUAAUAACUGACUAUAAAUACAUUCAUUUCUCUGAGGUGUGUGCACACCACUGAUAACAACAUUAUACCUCGUCAAAAAACAGAACAGUGUUACAGAACAAGUCAUAAGCUUCUGUUUGCUGCAUAUAUAGACGCAGUACUGUAAGAUAUUUGGGAUAGAGCCAUGUGGUUUAAGAUUGUAAGCUGCGUGCAUUUGUACUUGCAUACUACAUGCUUAAAAGUGUCUUUUUUUCCGCUUUCACCUUUCUACUCUUUAUUUACUUUUAAACCAUUUUAUUUGAAUGCAUCAAAAGGACAUCUCAGACUUUUCAACCUUUUUUGUAAUGCUGUUAUCUUAAAAUAUUUUCAAAUAUAAACAAACACAUCAUAGGCCGCACAUUUAUUUGUAUUAUUAUUUAUUGCUUAUUUAUCCUCAUCUUGUUAGAUUUUUGUUCUAUCUGUAGUCAGUGAUGCACAUGAUGAACUGUGUUUGCUCCCAGAAUUCCUUGUCUAUCUCUAUAUUAACAUCCUCUCACAGUGUGGAGGAGUCUGUCUGUAUGUACCACCAAUGUAUUGAUCAGCCGAAAUUUAAGUAUGCUUAGACUACAAAAUGAGAUCUUUCCAACGAUUUUAGAGCAGAAUGAAUGCAUGAUUACCACAGGGUGCGCUGGAUAAAUCUGCAGUGAUCAUAAGUCUAGCAGCUUAGUGUAAAUGCACUGAUCCGGAUAUGUGACAGGGUAAAUAUGGCCUGCAGCGGCAGCAGUAAACAGUGGUACUCCUUAGAUUUAUUUGAUCUCUUCUAGACUCUAUACUUGGAUCUUCAGACCAAAGACAAAUUUGCAGUUUAAGUUUCAGCAUGUACAUAUGGUGUGUACAGUAUGUUCACAAUGCAAUUACCAAGGGAACAUAGCCAUGUCUCUGGAAAUAUGAUAAAAGUCCCUAGAAUUGCAUUAACUCUUCAACUAUGUCAGUUCAACGUUGAUAAAUGUAUAAAUAUAAAUGUAGCAGUCAUUGGCAAAGUGUAAUUCAAGAAGGUCACAGGCUAAUAUUUUUGUGAAAUAUCAGAGCAAAUGUUUUUGGCAUACUUUUUUUCCUCCUCCAGACUCAAUGUCUGUGUGGUGAAUUAAACAUUAAAUAUUUUAGAUUUUAUAUCAGAGAUGUUUGCUUUUUAUUUUCUUUCUUAAAUAGUGUUUAUCUUUUUUGCUUGUAUUUUGUCAUUUAGUGCAGUAGAGGAUGGUGGUUUGGAACAUGUGUGUAUGAUCUGUUUGGUUAGUUGCUUUAUUUGUUGCUAAAUUUGUAAUUGUAUUUGUGGCUUUGUAUCUCUUUUGGGUUUUAAGGCAUUUAAGGCUAAGAGGAAUACAUAAACAAGUGUGUGUUUUAAUGCACAUUUUUAAUUUUACAAAAUUAUUUGUGUUGAUUUGUGUUUAUUAGUCUUUUCUACUAAGUCUUUAUAUGUGGUUUUACAAAAGCAGCGUAUGUGUUCUUUCUUACAAAAUGAACCCCUUUUAGCAUAAUUUUAAGCAGCAUUAAAAGUUUGUUUGUAUUUGUUUUUCUCCAUGUCUCAUCUUCCCAUUUUAAUUUGUUUUUUCUUGUCUUUAACAUUUCUCUCGGUUAUGUGCCUUGCAAGAAACAUUUCAAAUGCCUUUCACAACUUAUUGUUACAAAUAUCUUACUGUGCCUGCAAAUGAAAAUCCCUAAAACAGGGGUACAAUAUAUCCACAUAA